UUAUGCAUCUUUUAAUGCAAAAUUAUUUAACAAAAUUUUUGAGAGGAGGAAGGAAGUUAGCCAGUAUAUUACCUUUUUUCCGUAAAUUAGCAAUAAUGUAUUAUUAAAUAUAGGUUGUUUAAGAAAUAAAAACAAAUUCCAAAUAUAUAAAAGUAUACUAACAAAAUUCGGCUGGAAAAAUCUGGGAUAUUUUGUAUAUUAAAAGAAUCUCAUUGACACGGAAGCAGUGAUACAACGUAAACAGGUGUUAGUAAGACUAACAUGUGGAGGAAGCAAUUCAUUGAAAAAGUAACAUAUUGCGUUGUUCCUUCUUUUAAUUUGCAUACAAUCAUGUUCGCAUUAAUUAGUCAUAAAACCCAAAUGCUUAAUAUUCAUUUCGGUUUCGUGUUACCUAACGUUUUAAGAGGCAAUUAAGAUCACCGAUUUCUCAGACAGCACACUUUUCGCUUUCGACCAAGUCUUCCCUUUUUUUUUUUUUUUUUUUUUUUGCCACUUAGAUCCACGGAGGUCAUUGUAAUUUUCCUGCACACGUACAGCAAUCACUGUCAUUACUACAUGCAUGUAUACAUCCUGUUUGAAUACUUAUCCCUUCCUCGGAGCUAUUCCUUCGUACAACAUCGAAGGCUCUGCUCGAAAAAAUAGUACCAAUCGAAGAAACAAUGGAGAAACGAAUAAGAGAGAUCGUUCUUUUCGUUUUUUUGACGGUGUUUGCAUGGAAAAAUUAUAUAUCGUGUAUAGAGAUUUCCUCGCAGAUUGUAUUUGAUUCUCAAGAAAAUGAACGAGACUCGAACGAUUUCUACUUGAAAGAUUCUCUUAAUUUAAACCAAGUUAAUGAUCAAUUAGCAACGACUCGACAGAUUCCUAAAUCCUUUAUCUUCGCGAUAAACAGUGAGAGUGCAUUUAGAACGUCGAAUAAAAAAAGGAGUCAUUUUAUACAAGACGAUUCGACGAAGCAGCCAACUGUUAUUAAUAAUAUUCAAAUUAUUGUGAGUGAAAAUGGAACAAAGUCCGGCAUAGACGUAUGCAAAAAUGGAAUUUGUAACAUCUCAGUCUCGUCAAGACUCAAUAACGAAGGUAACAUCGUAACCGACGUUCAUCUUACCGUAAUAACGAAAUUAGAGGCCGAUUUUAAGACGAAUGAUAUUCCAAUUGUGGAUGGAGUUCGUGGUGUAGCAAAUACGUAUGAUCUUGGUCUUCGUCAUCUAAAUCGUUCACGUCCGUCGACAUAUUUAUACAACACUCCACAGAUCCAAAGUCGUUACCAAGGCGGUGAACCUUGGUACCAAGGCCGAAGGAGUUUUCAAAGACCUCGAAUUAAACCUGUUGUUGACGACAAAAUAGAAUCGCCUCUUAGCAAAACUCAAUGGAACAAGGAAUAAAAAUCAAGAGAUUAUUAAUGUACGAUGUUCCUCUUGUGAACAAUAUCAUCGUGUUUAAUAAAAUACAAAUAACGACUUUAUAUUUACUUGAUUGCUUUACAAAAAGAUUUCAAACGAGACAAGAAAUAUUCACAACUGUUUCUACAGGCAUUUAGAUAUAGAUAUUGCCCCAUUCGUAGCUAUUAGAACACCUAUAGAAACCAAGAUAAGAAAAACAAAUCAUUAGGAACUUGCUGAAAAUCUAGCAUUAUUACUUUGUUUAGAACUUUAUCAGUAAACUGUGGAUUUUUAUGCAUUUACGCAUUACUUGCAUUCAUAGAAAUAUUAUAUAAUUUGCAUAAAAAUCCGUGGUCUACACGGUUAUGAGCGAUAGAUCGAAGCUUUUCCCUUGUCUAUAUUUUCUUCUCUUUCCAUCGCUGAUCGAUCUUGGUAUUUAUACUAUAAGAUAUUCUGUUACAUUUUCCGUUUUUCCGUUUCAUGCGUUUAUGAAUCUUAUGUAUCAUUAUUAUUAUAAAUUUUGC
Messenger RNA from Bombus pyrosoma, 1900 nucleotides. RefSeq lists its product as uncharacterized. The transcript is spliced from 3 exons. NCBI's taxonomy places the organism in Eukaryota, Metazoa, Arthropoda, Insecta, Hymenoptera, Apidae. The coding region runs from base 660 to 1379 and encodes 239 amino acids. The record is from RefSeq and is a predicted model, not a curated record.